Molecule: messenger RNA, 590 nt
Organism: Phytomonas sp. Hart1
Lineage: Eukaryota; Euglenozoa; Kinetoplastea; Trypanosomatida; Trypanosomatidae
Source: the annotation of a GenBank genome assembly
ACAUUCAAACCAGAAGAAAUGAUCAAAAAAGGAAGUAAAGGUUAAUUCUUUUUUCGGCCAGGCGGUGAAACUUGGCUAAUGUAUAUUGAUAAUUGGAAAGUUUACUUAGUAGGUAUCACUUUUAGCCAAAGUUAGUGAGUUGUCGUCCCUUGGACCAAACAUGAAUAAAGCAUUCUUAUGUUUCCUCAUGGAUGCAUUUACAGAUGGAACUGCGUAUACUUCAAUAUUUUUGAGUAAAAGGGACGCUAGUUUAAAACUUGUGAGGGACCAUAUCCCAACAUAUACGAGAUCACUAUUUUGGCGUAACCAUGAAGUGAUAGAUCCCUGCACCUUUUUCGCCUACCAUUUUACGAAUCUUGUUGGGGAGCCGUCCAUGGCGAUAUUGGCGCAGCGCUUCACACCACAUUUUCACCCACAAUUCCCCAGGACCACACCCGAUUUUGACUUGGUUAUGGCUGAAAUAACUUCUUUAUCUUUCUUAAAGACGGAAACCCUUCUGGAGCUAUAGUAAUGUGAAGCAAUGGAGCGAUAAAAGUGGUUGAUGCGAUUGUCACCCAUAAUCUAUAGUUUUCCUCAGAAAAAAAAAUAAA